Molecule: messenger RNA, 1571 nt
Organism: Lonchura striata (white-rumped munia)
Lineage: Eukaryota; Metazoa; Chordata; Aves; Passeriformes; Estrildidae
Gene: MAP2K6
Product: mitogen-activated protein kinase kinase 6
Biological process (GO): MAPK cascade; protein phosphorylation
Molecular function (GO): ATP binding; MAP kinase kinase activity
Source: RefSeq, a predicted model, not a curated record
GCUCGCCCCUCGGCGGGGCCGCGCGCGGGACGGCCCUCGGUGCGCGCGCCCGGCCCGCACCCGCCGGGGGACAAUGUCUCAGCCCCGAGGCAAGAAGAGAAACCCUGGGCUGAAAAUUCCUAAAGAAGCUUUUGAGCAACCACAGACAAGCUCCACGCCACCCAGAGAUUUGGACUCCAAAGCCUGCAUCUCUAUUGGUGAGGAGAACUUUGAGGUGAAGGCCGAUGACCUGGAGCCCAUCUCCGAGCUGGGACGAGGUGCGUACGGGGUGGUGGAGAAGAUGCGGCACAUGCCCAGCGGGCAGAUCAUGGCAGUGAAGCGGAUCCGAGCCACGGUGAACAGCCAGGAGCAGAAGAGGCUGUUGAUGGAUCUGGAUAUCUCCAUGAGGACGGUGGAUUGUCCCUUCACUGUCACCUUUUAUGGGGCUCUCUUCAGAGAGGGAGAUGUGUGGAUUUGCAUGGAGCUGAUGGAUACCUCACUGGAUAAAUUCUACAAGCAUGUCAUUGACAAAGGCCUGGCGAUUCCCGAGGACAUCCUGGGGAAAAUCGCAGUCUCUAUUGUAAAAGCAUUAGAACAUCUGCACAGUAAACUCUCCGUGAUCCACCGAGAUGUAAAGCCCUCUAACGUGUUGAUCAAUACGCAGGGGCAGGUGAAAAUGUGCGAUUUUGGGAUUAGCGGUUACCUCGUUGACUCUGUUGCUAAAACCAUGGAUGCAGGAUGCAAACCCUACAUGGCUCCUGAGAGAAUCAACCCGGAGCUGAACCAGAAGGGAUACAGCGUCAAAUCCGACAUCUGGAGCCUGGGGAUCACCAUGAUCGAGCUGGCCAUCCUGCGCUUUCCCUACGACUCCUGGGGCACGCCCUUCCAGCAGCUCAAGCAGGUGGUGGAGGAGCCCUCGCCGCAGCUCCCAGCAGAGAGGUUCUCAGCAGAGUUCGUCGAUUUUACCUCGCAAUGCUUGAAGAAGAAUUCCAAAGAACGGCCAACAUACCCAGAGCUUAUGCAACAUCCUUUCUUCACCCUGCACGAAUCCAAAGAGACAGACGUCGCCUCUUUUGUCAAGCUCAUCCUGGGAGACUGAGAACUGGACUUGUGAAAGAAUUGCCCUUCUGUGGACUGGUGGGUGCAGGGGAGGGGCGCGUGGCAGGACUUGUCAUGGAAGCACCAACAGAAAGUCGCCGUGUUUUGUUUUGUUUUGUUCUGUUUUGAUUCUGAGAAACCCCCGCCUCGCCCGAGUUUUUUUAAAGGGUUCUUUGGUAUCCAUAGUGACAUAGAACGAGCUGGUUAGUGGAAUGAAUUUUAAUAAGGUUGGUAACCUUAAAAGAAAAAACAAAACAACAACAACAAAAAAAAUGUUUUUUGAAAGAGUGAUUUACAUAUUUAAUGACAGUCGAGGUUCCUCUUCCUAACUUGCUCCUCAUCCCCUUCCCUUCCCCUUGAACCAGAUUUUGCUUUGUCAUGGUAAUAGGUGCUAUGGUAGUCAUGAAGUUGUAUGUAGAUUUAUAUUUUGUCCCUUCCAUUAUUUUAAUAUUUAUGUUAAGUGCUUGAUGGAAUAGAUUUCUGUUUUAUAUGAG